AUGUCUUGCUCUUCGUUCUUUCGUGAUGAAGCGCAGAACGCUGACACGGAUACGUUUUCUUUCACUGAUGCCACUGAUUUGAGUACCCCAAGUUAUGCGAAGCGGCGCUUCAUGCUUUCGAACUACACUAUCGAGUCGACAGGGAGCGAAGUCGACCUUCAGGGCGCCCAGCUGGUUAUGACAGUCGUAGGCGCUGGAGGUGGCGAAGUUUGGCUAUUGAAAUCGGUCGAGAAUAGUCGUGAUAAGUGGGAACUCGAUCCUCCUGCCGUUUUCAUCAUUCCUGGGACAUCACUUACAGCGUUGGAGAUUGUUUUUGUGCUGAGGAAUGGAGAAGGGCAGGAUAUAGGACAUGCACGUAUCGAGUCGGGUGAGUUGGACUCGCUCGUCUUUGAUGUUCGAAGGAAGGGAAAGCAAGACGUCGCCCGCGAUUUCUCGAUUCCGAACGCCGUCGAAGGAACCUUUCUCCGAGUAUCGAUGGAGUUCGACAUCAUGAUUGACCCCGCCAUCCACCCCUUCGACAUGUCUGAUCCAGAUGCCCUCGAAGCUCGUUAUGUCACCUGGAUCAGAACUAUCUAUGGGAUUACUGGGCAAUUCAGGGUCCCAGGAAAGGUCCAGGAGGCGAACGACUGUAUCUCCUUCCUGCGCUCGGCGAUGCACUCUGUGUCCAAGCUCAACCCUUUCACCACUCACCUCACUGCUCUGCUUGCUAUGACGCUGAACUAUCGAUUCAAAAGCACUGGGAAUACCGACGACCUUAAUGAUGCCAUCGACAAUCAGGAGCGUCUCCUGGAGGCAAUGGGAAGGGCCAACCAGGAUACCAGAAUUCAAUGUCUGACGGAUCUUGUCGCGAUGCUCCGGAUGCGACAUAGUCUUUUCAAAACCUCGGAGGACUUGGAUAGGGCAGUAGCCGAGGCCAAAUCUGCGACGGUGGAAGCUGGGGAGAACGUCAGCAAUCUGUUAAAGUCGACGGAGAGUCUUGUGGCAGCGCUCGUCACUCGUCAAACCCUUGAAGAUCUGGAAGAGGCGUCGAAUGCACUUGAACGACUCGUCGAGUUUAUUCCAGAAGACUCACCGGUGUAUCGACAGAAGCUGGUACAACUCGGCGCGAUACUCGAUUUGCGACAUCAACCUUCGCGCGACGAUGAGAUCUUUGCGAAGAUGUACCACUGGCAGUCACGGCUUGUACAGCUUACUCCAGACGACGACCCAGGAGUGGUACCGAAUCUUCGGGCGCUACAAGAGAUUUGUUUGCAUCGUGGGCUCGUCAAGGAACCCGACGACGCUCAGAGCCUCGACCACGCAAUUGAGCUCGCCAGGACUAUUCUCCACCUACCUUUCGAGUCCAUGGUCCACCACCCACCAAUCACCUUCACACGACAGAGUAUCCAGAUCGACCUUGCGCACUGUCUACAUCAGAGGUUUCGGCGAGCGAAGUCUGGCGAUCGGUCUGAUGUUGACGAGGCCAUCGAGAUUUAUACGGAGGUGGUGGAUAAUUUCGAAGGGGAGGAAGGUCAAUAUCCGAUGGAGCUUCUAUCGUUGGCGAACUGCUACGAGUCGCGGUAUGAACGGUUGUUUCUCCUGGAGGAUAUCGUCGAGGCGAUUAGCUACGGGAAGAAAGCCAUCAAUCUCAUGACGGACGCCAACCACCCUCGUUUCACGGAUGCGCUGGGUUCGCUUGUUCAGUAUCUUCACAAGGCGACUGACCGUACGGAGAGAGCGGAGUAUGUUGACGAGGCAGUCGCGGUUGCGAGGAGGGCUCUUGAUCUUGCUCCGGAAGGCCAUCCCAAGCAUGAUUUCUACUCCUACAGCUAUGCCAUGGCCUUAGCCUCCCGGUUCGAGCGAUAUGGGGAUCUACAUGACAUCGAAGAGGCGCUUCCGAUCCUACGCCGCCUGGUGCAGCACGUCCCGGAGACUGAGAGGGUCCACGCACUGUACGUCGGUGGACUUUCGACAUGCCUUCUCCAUCGUUUCAGCCAAUCGCAGGACCUGGCAGACCUCAACCAGUGUAUAUCGUAUCAGCAAAAAGCCAUCUCGUUCAUCCCUGAAGACGACGAAAACAGGUUGAUCUCUCUCAGCACCUUGGCUAGCGCCUACCAGCUGCGAUACAACAUUACGAAGGAGAACUUGGAUAUUCUCGAGGCUGUUUCCGUUUCGCGUCAAAUCGUCGAGGGAACGCCGAGCGGUAAUCCAUUGUUGCCGAGCCGACUGCACAACUUUGCAGCGGUCCUCUAUACCUAUUACAACGGGGAGAAGCACACUGCGGACUUGCAGGCGGCUAUCAACGCUGUUGUGCGUGCGAUGGGGUUGUGCUCGCAGGAGGAUCCUGCUUAUCCCAAGCUUUUGGUGUUCGGGUCGUCGUUGAUGAUGGUGUGGAUUACAGAUACCAAGCCGGAGGGGGAUCUCUUGAAGUUUAUGGAUGAGCCGAUUUCGUUCCUCAAGAACGCCCUUGAUCACCUUCCUGCUGGGCACCCUGAGCGCGUGGUCACCCUCAAGAACCUUGGGAAUGCAUACCGUCGUCGGUUCAAUGCGGGACAUGAUGUCGAGGAUGUCAAGACUACUAUAUCUUACCUCAAGGAGGCUGCCGAUAACACCUCGGUGGAGGACGCGGAUAUUGCCUCGAUAUGGUUGACCCUUGGUCACGACCACGUCAGGGUGUACGAGGCGGAGAAGAAGAAAGAGGAUCUCGACAUUGCUAUCUCGUUUUAUCGGAAAGCGGCUACUUCGACUGUUGGUUCUCCAGAGACUCGCAUGCAUGCGGCACGGUGGUGGGCAGUGUUCUCUAUCGAGGCUGGUCAUCCUUCCGACGACACGCUCGAGGCUUUCGGCAUCGCCAUCAACCUCCUCUCGCGUGUGGCAGAUCUGGAGCUCACGGUUGAGAACAGGCAUAGCCGACUUUCGAACGCAUCUCAUCUUUCGCUCGAGGCUGCUGCCACGGCGCUCACGUUUAGUCGGCCGGACAAGGCGCUGGAAUGGUUGGAGCAGGGCAGGUGUUUGGUUUGGAGCCAGAUUAACAACCUUCGGAAACCGGUUGACGAGCUGCGAGAUCGGGAUCCUGGGCUUGCGGCGAGGGUGGUGCGGGUGUCGAGGGAUUUGGAGCGUGCGGCGGCGAGGAGGAAUAAGAUGGAGCUGCAGCUUAAUCCGAAGCUGUACGAGAAGGUGUCGUUGCAGAACGAGAUUACGCGGCAUGUACAGCUUGCGAGGGAGUGGACGGAGCUGUUGAAGACGGUCAGGGGGAUGCCUGGGUUCGAAGAGUUUCUCUUGCCGGAACCGUGCUCGAGGUUGCUCAAACACCUCCCUUCGUCCGGUGUCGUCGUGGUCAUCAAUGUCUUCCGAUCUCGAUGUGAUGCUCUCGUGCUUUCCUCUGGCUCCGAUACACCACUUCAUAUACCCCUCCUGGAGUUCUCGCUUUCAAAGGCGGAGAAGCUACGAGAUUCUUUGAAGAGGAGGCUGUCGUCGAGUGGUCUGCGCAUGCGCGAGGCGUUUGACCAAGCGGGGGAUGAACGCGCCUUUGGCCCCAAGUCGAAGCUCAACGGCAGGUUGGCCCGCGAGAACGUUUUGGCCGAUGCUUUGCGGCAACUCUGGAUUUGCGUGGCCAAGCCUGUUCUUGAUGUGUUGGAAUUACCUCGAGCUAUCUUUCCUACGAAGCGAAUCUGGUGGUGCACUACGGGUCCCCUCGCAUUUCUUCCUCUCCAUGCAGCUGGUAUCUACGGAGCCGGAAAGGAGAACAUCUGUGUCGCUGACUUUGCCGUUUCUUCGUACGCACCUACGGUAUCUUCGAUUACCGAAAGAGUCAGGAAGGGCGCUGUACCACCCGUAGAGAGCCAGGGGCUCUUUUUGGUCAGUCAGCCGUCGGUACAGGGCCUGCCCCCUAUCCCUGGUACUACGAAGGAAGUCAAGAAGAUUUCCGACCUGGCCAGUACACACGCUAUUCGAAAUCUCUCUCUGGAAGGGAAAGAUUCUCCAGUCGACGUUGCGUUGAAGAAGAUGGCAGAGUAUAGUUGCAUCCACUUUGCAUGUCACGCUGUCCAAGACAUGGAAGACGCGCUGGAAAGCGGUUUCUUCAUGUACGACCGCCGACUUAACCUCUCCACCAUCAUCGAGAGUAACCUGGAGAAUUCGGAUUUGGCGUUCUUGUCGGCGUGCCAGACGAGUGCGGGGAAUGAAUCAUUUGCGGAGGAGGCAGUGCAUCUGGCGGCAGGGAUGUUGGCUGCUGGGUAUAGAGGCGUUGUGGCUACGAUGUGGUCUAUUGCGGAUGGGCAUGCGCCGAUGGUUGCGGAGGAGUUUUAUCGGAGGCUUUUCGAGGGAGAGGCUGGAGGGGAAGAUGGAGGUGGGGCCUGUGGUUCAGGAAUUACCGGGUCUGCCGCUGCUUUUGCUCUGCAUUAUGCUGUCGGGAGGUUGAGGGACUCGCUUGAUGAGUCGGAGGCGUCACUUCUUGCUUGGAUGCCGUACGUUCACUUCGGGUUGUAA
Molecule: messenger RNA, 4467 nt
Organism: Coprinopsis cinerea okayama7#130
Lineage: Eukaryota; Fungi; Basidiomycota; Agaricomycetes; Agaricales; Psathyrellaceae
Exons: 7
Coding region: 1-4467 (1488 amino acids)
Molecular function (GO): protein binding
Source: RefSeq, a predicted model, not a curated record